Messenger RNA from Beauveria bassiana ARSEF 2860, 675 nucleotides. RefSeq names its product serine proteinase-like protein. Gene Ontology annotation, biological process: proteolysis. Gene Ontology annotation, molecular function: serine-type endopeptidase activity. Lineage: Eukaryota; Fungi; Ascomycota; Sordariomycetes; Hypocreales; Cordycipitaceae. The record is from RefSeq and is a predicted model, not a curated record. The coding region runs from base 1 to 675 and encodes 224 amino acids. The transcript has a single exon.
AUGAGCUUCACAACGACUGAGGACCAUAAGCCGUUCAACGAAGCCGUGCAGAAGGCCAUGGGGGCCGGCAUCCUCGUCGUCUGCAGUCACCGCGACGAGGGCGCGCGUAUCGGCACAAAGGUCUUCCCCGCCUGCCUCGGCAGCGUAGGCGAGCACCAUACAAUGCUGCGCAUGGCUAGCUGCAACAUGUAUGGCAAGUUGCAGCACGACUGGGAUGAUUACACUGUCGACGCCGCCAGCAAAAAGGACAAUCAGUACGACUUUUGCAUCAACAGCCAGGAUGUCCGCGUUGGCACUAUCCCCUUCCUCGCCACGUCCACCGAGCGCGUCAGCGGCAGCUCCGUCUCUACCGCCAUCGCCGCCGGCGUCUGCAGCCUGCUCAUCGCCUGCCUGCGCACCCUGGACGAAAUGACCUCUGUGGCGAAAGCUGAUCCGACCACCAAGGAAGGCCGUGCCAUCUUGCACAUGCACGAGAACGUCCGCCGCGCUCUCGCCACCGACGACCGGCCCUCGUAUGCGGCCAUCAAGAACUAUUUGAGCACCAUGGCUCCGUCCACGACCAGUCCACGGUUCAUUACCCUUGACCGCUUCGCCCGCCUCGACGAGCUCCGCGAUGACACGUCUUCUGGCUUUUUCCAAAAGUUGCUCGACUUGGCCGCCAAUUUCAAGGUAUAG